Molecule: messenger RNA, 3548 nt
Organism: Homarus americanus (American lobster)
Lineage: Eukaryota; Metazoa; Arthropoda; Malacostraca; Decapoda; Nephropidae
Gene: trbd
Product: ubiquitin thioesterase ZRANB1-like
Exons: 11
Coding region: 333-2780 (815 amino acids)
Biological process (GO): protein K33-linked deubiquitination; cytoskeleton organization; protein deubiquitination involved in ubiquitin-dependent protein catabolic process
Cellular component (GO): nucleus; cytoplasm
Molecular function (GO): cysteine-type deubiquitinase activity; K63-linked polyubiquitin modification-dependent protein binding
Source: RefSeq, a predicted model, not a curated record
UACCAACAGAGGGCUGUGACGUCACGACAGAGAAAUCUCAGGGUCGUCUGUUCUUAAUGUGGUAUUUUGAUCUGACAACAAGAACCUAAGAAAGAAUAGAAUGGUGGUAAGAUAGUGUGGUGGGCAUGAUCAAAUGUGUGGUACAAGUGCCGGAAUGGUUGUGUGGUGAUCGGCAUUCUGCCCCCAUCUUGGGACCACCUUCCACCCAUUGUGCUCACAUAAUUCCCCCUCACCAAGCACAGCCUUUCCAAUUAUUAUCACACAUGGCAUAACCAAUCUGACUUUAUAUACAAGCUCAACUUAGGUUGUGGUGUCGGAGGCUUUGUGACAUCAUGAGUGAAGGAGGCAAUAAAUGGCCAUGUGGGAGAUGCACUUACCUCAACUAUGCCAGUGCUGUACGCUGUACUAUGUGUACAGUUCCUCGCUCACCACACCUAAUUGUGGAGGCUGGUGCAGAAAUUUACCAGCUUGCACCCCCAUCACCAAGACCACCAGAAGGUUCAACCCCUCAAGAAGGAGACAAAUGGCUAUGCCACCUGUGUACUUAUCACAAUUAUCCACGAGCAUUGAGAUGUACUCAGUGCCGCACACCACGCCUUUCAUUAGCUGACCAAAUGGCCAACCUCUCAUUGGCUAAGCCUGCAACUCCUUCACCAGUUAAAGCAACCCCCACCACAACUCCUACCUCCAUUCCUGUUCUCAUUACCACUGCCACUACAGCUACCACUACUACUUCUGCUGCCUUAGUCACUUCUGCAGCUAAAAUUGUUACUCCUACACCCACUACAACCACAGUUCCAGCUACUAAUCAUAAUGGUGGUCAAAGUCCUAAUCGAGGUGUGGUAGCACAGAGUGGUGGUGGUGCUCAGGGAGCCGGGGCAGAACAUCAAAGCCCAGGGGGAGGAACUCCACCUGGUGGAGCUGGGCGCUGUAGCCCACAGGGAGCAGGCAUGACCCAACCUCAGACCCGCCAUGAAACAGAACCCGCCAUACCAAGUUACAAGUGGAGGUGCCGUGCAUGUACUUAUGAAAACUGGCCUCGGUCAACUAGAUGUGUUAUGUGUACCACUCCUAAAGGUCUUUGUUCCCCAGCAGCCCAAUCACAGCCAGCCCGCCUUGCUACCCCUCCACCACCAGGCGAUACUAAAUACAACAACAUAAGUGCAGAUAAACCUAAAACUCCAGGUGAGCCAAGUGAAAUACCAAACAAAGUUGAAAUUAUACGUGAACCAAGUGAUACCCACCAUACAGAGAACAAUGCAAAAAACAGGGAAAACAUAAAUGAAAUAAAUAAAGCACGUAGUAGUGAUCUUCCUCAAGAACAGCAGCUGAUAUCCCAAAGAAACUUAAAUGAAUCCAAGGAGAAUCUCUCAAGUAUCUCUUCCAGUGUUGGAGGCAACAUUGCUUCUGGUGCAGUAAGCCACCGUGGUGGAGAGGGAGCUAUGGCUCUCAACAACUACGAAACUGAACGAUUGUUACGACAGCUUAGACGACGUUUACGGGAAGCAGAUUGGGCUUGGUUAAAUGCCUGUAAUGGAGUUGUGGAAGGCAACUAUGAACCAGUAGAAGCUUACCUGUCCGCUGGUGGUGAUCCAAUGAGGCAGCUCACUAGUGCAGAUGUAAAGCUUUUGUCACGCUCCUCAGCUUUUGAUGAAGGACAUACUCUUGUGCAUUUAGCCAUCAGGUUUGGCCGUGAAGAUCUGCUAGCUACUAUAUUAUCAAGAAUGGAUGGAGGUGGUACAGGAGUGAAACGUGUUCCACCUUACGUAGCACCUGACCUGGCAACUGAUAUUCGUCGUCACAUGUCUGCCUCCAUUCGACAAAGAAAAGGACCUUUUCCUUGUCAUUUUCUCUCUGAGUCUGUAACGUUCUCCCUGCCAGCAGAAAUAGAAGAUUUACCAGUAAGUGUUCAAGAACAGCUUUUUGAGGAGCUCCUAGAUCGUGAUGCUCAGAAACAACUGGAGGAGGAUGCUCCUAUUAUUAACUGGUCUCUGGAGAUCACUGAUAGACUAGGAUCAAGGUUGUAUGCACUCUGGAACCGUACAGCAGGUGACUGCCUCCUUGACUCCAUACUUCAAUCCACCUGGGGUGUAUUUGACCGGGAAAAUGUUCUCAGACGAGCAUUAUCAGACAGUCUGUCGGAAGCUUCUCAUCUGUUUUACCCACGUUGGAAAGAAUAUGAACGUUGGCAGGCCCGCCUGUUAGACUACUAUGUUCCUGAAGGUCAAGUUCUAGAGGAGUGGGCAGAAUUAAUCUGCUUGGCUUCACAACCUGGGGCUGCACUAGAGCAGCUACAUAUUUUUGUUUUAGCUCACAUUCUUCGUAGACCAAUCAUUGUAUAUGGUGUCAAAUGUGUCAAGAGUUUUCGAGGGGAAGAUUUAGGCUUUGCUAGAUUUGAAGGUGUAUAUCUACCCCUUCUUUGGGAACCAUCAUUUUGUUGGAAGUCACCUAUUGCUCUUGGCUACACCCGAGGUCACUUCUCAGCUCUUGUACCCAUGGAACCUGACUCCCCAGAUAAUCUGGGUGCGGGUGCAAUUUUAGAUGCUGGAGAGUCACAAGUUGUUUUUCUCCCAUUGAUGACUCAUGAUGCCAAACUUCUGCCAGUGCACUUUCUCACACAAGCUGAAGUUGGUUGUGAGGAAACAUUGCUCAGACAAUGGCUGGAGGUGUGUGUUAGUGAGGGAGCAGUAUUAGUGGCCCAGCAGCACCUCACUAAAAAGCCAUUAGCAGUAGCUCAGAUGACAGAAGAGUGGCUCAACCAUUACAGAAGGCUUGCGUAAGUCUGUCUCAGGCAACUUCUACAACAAAUGGAAUGUGCUCCUUACCACCGCCCAAUAACAAGCCAGGGAUACUCCAGUGAUGGCGAUUCAGAGGAGGAAUGAUUUAGUGCAUUCUGUAUCCUCUUACCAUUAACAAAAGAUCUCUUUCACUUCAUGAGAUAUUUUGUGGAGAUAUUAGUUCUCGCCCUGGAUCAACCAAAGUAUGCUUAUUUAUAUCUUCCAUUCUUUACGUCAGCCCUCUCACCUCCACAGCUACUUUGCCUUCAUGAUGAAAGUUAUGUAAGUAAUUGCCAUUGACUUGGGCAUCUAGAUAUAAAGUCCUGAGGUACAUGUGCAUAAUUCAAGGUUUAUGGAGAAUUAUGUAUAGUACUUUUCUCUCAUGGAAAAUCAUUUUGAAUAACAUCACUGCAAUGCCUCAACAGAGCCUUUUAUGUAAUCACUCAAUAUAUACUCCACUUUGAAUUGAGACUCAAUAUACGUAUGUGGAAUUAAAAAAAAAUGGUUAUCCAAAGGUUUUCCUUUAAUUUCUAAUUAAAAAUAAUUCAAGAAGUAUGAUAAAAAUGUUCACUGAAUAUUUCUUCACAUGUAAAUUUCAAGUCAUUGGUGUUAGAAGAAUGGAUACAAUAGUACCAAGUACCAUUUUCCUUUACAAAUCCUUUUGAGUGACUACAGAGUGAUUUAUUCACCUCACUGUUAAGAUGACCAUGUCGCCAAUUGAUACCAUUCUAGAUUUGUAAAAAAAAAAAAAAAAAUUAUAUUGUUAAUUAA